Molecule: messenger RNA, 648 nt
Organism: Recurvomyces mirabilis
Lineage: Eukaryota; Fungi; Ascomycota; Dothideomycetes; Mycosphaerellales; Teratosphaeriaceae
Exons: 3
Coding region: 1-648 (215 amino acids)
Biological process (GO): cellular response to oxidative stress; cellular response to carbon dioxide
Cellular component (GO): cytoplasm
Molecular function (GO): zinc ion binding; carbonate dehydratase activity
Source: RefSeq, a predicted model, not a curated record
AUGUCAGGACACGCUGACUCUGCCUUCAAAGCGGCCCUUGAGAGCAACCACCGAUGGGCAACGGAAACAGCAAAGACCGAUACCGAGUUCUUCCAGUCGGCCGCAAAGGGUCAGGCACCACGGAUACUAUGGCUGGGGUGCAGUGACUCCCGCGUGCCAGAAACGACUGUCCUUGGACUUAAGCCAGGUGAAGUCUUCACUCACCGCAACAUCGCCAACAUCAUCGCCCCUACCGAUCUCUCCCUUCUUGCCGUAGUCGAGUUCUCCGUGGCACAUCUGAAGGUCUCGCACAUUGUGGUAUGUGGUCAUACAUCAUGUGGUGGUGUUGCAGGAUGCUUGGCCAAUGCUAAGCUGGGUGGACCAUUGGACAUCUGGCUACAGCCAUUGCGAGCAUUGCGUGAGAAGCAUGCAGAUGAAUUGGAUCAGCUCCAAGGUGCUGAGAGAACUACGUUCUUGGGCAAGAAGAACGUCCAACAAAGUAUCGAUGUCGUUCGGCGCAUACCUACCGUCAUCGAUGCUGAGCGCGAUCGUGGUCUCGAAGUGCACGGUGUAAUCUACCAUCUUGACUCCGGCGUGCUAGAAGAGGUAGAGUGCAGCGAGGAUGAGAAGACGGCAUCUUUGAGGGGAGCCACAUUCGAGCGCAAGUGA